Stomoxys calcitrans (stable fly) is the source of this 1835-nucleotide messenger RNA. It is a transcript of the gene Df31, whose product is annotated as neuromodulin. NCBI's taxonomy places the organism in Eukaryota, Metazoa, Arthropoda, Insecta, Diptera, Muscidae. The coding region runs from base 225 to 764 and encodes 179 amino acids. The transcript has 3 exons. The record is from RefSeq and is a predicted model, not a curated record.
CUAUUCGACAUUCAUUCGGCGUUAAUCAGCGAAGCAGUGCAGACGUGAAAGUGGUGUGGAAAGAAAGUUUUGAAAUUUUUAAAAAAAAAAUUUAACUGUACAACAAUUCUACAUAAAGUGACUGUGACUAGAUUUGUGUUUUAUUUAUCAUAAAAUACAAAUUUCUAACAAAACCCUAUUUUAAAUUUUUUUAAACAAGUUUUCAAAAACCAAACUUCAACAAAAUGGCCGAUGUUGCUGUAGAAAAGAACGAAACUCCCGUUGUUGAGAAAGUAGCAGCUGAAGAAGUCGAUGCCGGCAAAGUAGCUGACAAAGAGGUCGCUGCUGACAAAACAGAUGCUGCCGACAAAAAAGAAGCUGCUGCUGCCGACAAAAAAGAGGGUGAGGAGGCAACCACCACUGAAAAUGGUGAAGCAGCUGAAAGCACAAGCGAAAAAGCCAAGGAGAAUGGUGAUAGCGAAGCUGCUGCCACUGAAACUGACGGUGCUGCUGCCGCUGAAGCCGAAAAAACCCCUGCUGCCGCUACUGAAGAAUCUGCGCCAGCCGCAGCUGAAGAAAAAGAGAAUGGUGUAGAAGAAACUGCCGAAGCUAAUGGUGAUUCUACAGAUUCUGCUCCCGCUGAAGCCGUCAAAAGGAAAGUCACCGAAGGCGAUGCCAAAACAGACGACGCUGCCGAAGUGACACCCGAAAAGAAGGCCAAGUUAGAUGAAACCUCAAAAGAGGAUGUUCAGAAUGGUGCGGAGGCUUCUGAAGUAGCGGCUUAAUCUCUUCAUUAACCACACCCACACACACACACACAACAACCUACCCUCUACUAUAUAUAAUAUAUAUUAAAAAUUAACACACAAAACUAAUUCUAAUAAUUUACUUACAUUAACAUAAAAAAUGAAAAACUUAAAAAAUCCUACAAAAAAUCACAAAAAGCAAACAAAAGAAAAGGAAAAAACAAAAACCUCUGUAAACUACCUACAAAAACAAAACGCCAACAACAAACAAUUGAAUGAUGUGGUGAGAAAAAAAUUGACCACCCUGCCCCCUACCUACUUACUCCUGCUCCCCAAGAAACCACAAAUUUUAAGACAUUUCAAAAACAAUUUUAUAGACAUUUAAAACGCAAAUACAAAACCACUUUUAAAUAUAAAUUUUUUUAUAAGUAUAAAAUAUUUUUUUUUUCACAAACGGUCUCAGAACAUGUUCAAGAAAAGUUUUAACCAUUUUCAAAAACUAUUUCAAACGCAAAAGUAUUCAUGCGCAUCUCGCUCGAAACCUACAAUCAAAUAAAAAUUCACAUGCCAAACUCCAAUUCUUCCCAUUAUGAUAACACACACAUAUACAAAGUUUUGUCAUUUUGGAGAGGUUUGCGCCAAGCGGCGACUACUUUCUUUUGUGAUGAAAUAUGAUUUUAUUUUUGGUUGAAACGAACCUCGUUCCGUUCCACUCACCUUAAAACAAGAAUUGAUGUGCGCCUAAAUGUAUAAUUUUAAAUUUGUCCAACUCUUACCCCCUCGUCCAUAAGUAAGAAUUUCUCUUUUUAGUUUUCUUUCUAUGACAUUCUCAUGCAUAAAAUGUGUUUUCCUUUAUUUUAUUUUCUUUUUUUUGUAAUACACGUACUUUGAAAAAUUAUAGAAAAAUAUAAAAAAACACACAUCAUCAGUUGCAACAACUACAACAACAAGAAACACAACACUACCUAUACCAGACAAGAAGUAAAAGGCUAAAGUUGUAAAAAACCGUAAUAAGAAAAGUAUAUUUAAACAACAACAAAAACAUUCAAUAAAAAUACAUUCGAUUGAAAAAUAAAAAACAGAAAACAUUUGAAAAAAAAACACGGAAAA